Mizuhopecten yessoensis (Yesso scallop) is the source of this 2849-nucleotide messenger RNA. RefSeq names its product phosphatidylserine synthase 2-like. The record is from RefSeq and is a predicted model, not a curated record. Gene Ontology annotation, molecular function: L-serine-phosphatidylethanolamine phosphatidyltransferase activity. The coding region runs from base 178 to 1557 and encodes 459 amino acids. Gene Ontology annotation, biological process: phosphatidylserine biosynthetic process. NCBI's taxonomy places the organism in Eukaryota, Metazoa, Mollusca, Bivalvia, Pectinida, Pectinidae. The transcript has 12 exons.
GUACAAGUGUAAACUAACAGUACUCAGUGCUGUACACAACACCUGUACAUGGGGGUGUUAUGUGGGAGAUAGGGGUCGAAAAGGUGCAAGAGACGACCUAGAUUGAGUCCUGAUAAAACAGGACAGUUGAAAGUUGAAAGGUCAUCAGAUCUAGAGAUCCCAAGAGGUCAAAUAGCCAUGGCAUCAGCCCAGAAUGAGGUCAAGCCAGAUGUGCUAAAACUACACAUGGCCACAGCCUAUGACUGGGAGACGGAUAAGAACAAGAAGAAGGACAUCUUUGAUGAUGGAACAAUGUCCUUUUUCUGGCAAGCCCACACCCUGACAGUGCUGGUCAUGUUCGCUUGCUGCCUCCUGUACAUUGCACUGUUUGAUGAUCAGGUGAAUGACUCUGAAUACAACAGUAAAAGAGGAGUCAUUGCCAUGGUGCUUGCCUUUUUGUUGUUCGGAGUGACACAGACACCUGAUGGACCAUUCAGAAGGCCACAUCCAGCAUUCUGGCGUUUGGUGAUUUGUGUCAGCAUUGUUUAUGAACUUUGCCUUGUCUACCUCCUUUUCCAGUCAAAAAAGGAUGCCCGUCAGCUUCUUACCCACUUUGAUGACAGACUUGGGAGGGAGAUGCCGGAGAAAGCUUAUGGAGGGAAUUGUUUUAUUUACGACCCUGACAACACUGACCCAUUUCACAACCUGUGGGACAAAGUAGAUGUGUUUGUUCCAACUCAUUUCUUUGGGUGGUGGGCAAAGACGCUAAUACUGAGGGACUGGUGGUUAUGUACUGUGCUGAGUAUCAUGUUUGAAUUACUCGAGUAUACACUGGAACAUCAGCUGCCAAACUUUAGCGAAUGCUGGUGGGAUCACUGGAUCAUGGAUGCCCUGUUGUGUAACGGUCUGGGGAUCUACUUUGGUAUGAAGACACUCAACUACAUAUCUAUGAAACCAUAUCAUUGGAGAGGCAUGUGGAACAUACCCACAUACAGUGGGAAGAUCAAGAGACUAGCACUCCAGUUCACACCAUAUAGCUGGACAGACUUUGACUGGAAACCACUAUCAAGUCUCAAACGCUGGUUUGCCAUGCUUGGAGUCAUCGCCAUUUUCCUUCUGGCAGAGCUGAACACAUUUUACCUGAAGUUUGUUCUGUGGAUUCCACCGGAGCAUUACCUCAAUCUUACUCGCCUGUUCCUGUUCCUGUGCAUGGGUGGGGCUGCGCUGCGGGAGACAUUCCAGUACCUUGAUGACCCGACCUGUAAGAAGUUUGGACACCAAUCCUGGCUUAUCGCAGCCAUCAUCAUUACGGAGGGACUUAUUUGUGUCAAGUUUGACUGGGAGACCAUCAGUAAACCCCUUCCCACACAUGUCACUGUCUUCUGGUUGUGCGGUCUGCUUGGGCUUGUUCUUCUGACAGUGUGGAAGUUUUACAUUUACCGUGAUGUCAAAAGUGAUGUACCUUUAUCAAAACGCACAUUCCAAGAAUCAAAUGAUAGCUAUAGAAAUAAUAACUCUGAUUUGUCAAAGGAACAGAAAGAUGGUAAAAAUAUUAGGCACCGUUUUCAAACCUCCUGAUAUCUGAUUGGUGGGAAAAUGUUUCAAAAAACAUUUCAGAGGUCAAAAUAUUUUUGCUAGGGAUUUGUGCAUGUGUAAUUGAUGUUGAUAGAGGACGCAUCUGAUUGGUUCAUAACUUGGACUCAACUAACUUUAGUGUCCCCUCGAUGAUAUACUGUGUAACUUCCUUAGCCUCUGAGUAUUCUGGAAUAUUUUCCUGUCCAUGAUUGGAUUAUUUUCUCGUGAAAUGUUAUUAAUAUAAUUUACAAUCAGUUACUCUCUUGUUAAAAACGAAUUGAUUUGAACUAAAAAACAAAAACGAAAAGAAAAAAAGAAAAACAAAUACAUUUGUAUUAACACCAGAAUCACUCCCUAUGGCUAUUAUAAUCAAAAUAAUUUUUAAUUCAUACAUGACAAUCGUUCCGUAUAUUCCGGUUUGUUUGGUUACUACGCUUGCUCAAUACCCUAUAGAAUGUUUCACGUGUUCGGUCUGUGUGGAACAGGUUUUAGCAUUGUGCCUUGGUAAACUAUAUUUUUACACUGAAUUCAAUUAUAGGUGCUGAUGUGCUAUAAACAAUGUAUGAUAUAUUUAUAUAUAUAUAACAUAUUUUUAGCUUUUGCAUUUUUACAUUGAUGCAUGGAUACAUUUACUUUUACAAUGCUAUGAUUGGUGAAACAUGUUGUCACCUAGGUACACGUCGCCUGGUCAAACACUUCGUCUACAAUUUUAGGUAAUCACUCACCUAGUUAUAUAAAUAUACAUGUAAACAGUAUUAUUUUAUAAUAAUGAUGAAACAAUGAUAUUAAGCUUACAUUAAUUGCUAUUCAUUGCCCGGAUUGAGUCAUGGAGGGGGUCUUAAUGUUGGAGUAAACCGAAAAUUUUGAAAAAAAAUCACGUGGUCGGACAGGUGACCAAGUGCAUUCUCGUUUAUUGAGGAAAACUGUUUUUCUAGUGCUUACAUUUACAAAAAGGAUGUCUUAGGUGGUUAAGAUAUUUUAAACUGUUAAAUUUUGAAAUGAAGAAAGAAAUGAAACAGACUUGAAAUAAGUGUAUCUAAACUGAGAAAGAGUAUUUCUGUCAUUGAUAUCUGGCAUUGGCAAGUCGAUGAUGACAAUUGUUUCUUUUCUGUACAUUUGUUUCUAAGGAUCCCUGUACCCCUGCAUUGUGUUUUGUUUGGUAUAUACAGUCGCUUUUGAUGUUACUGCAGCGCAGUAGGGACGUGACACUUCUGUAGGCUAGGUAGCUCAGUUGGUUAAAACGAUUUGAGGUCUAGGGUUUGAAUCCUGGUCAAGCCACGCUGAUUUUUUUUUAC